Messenger RNA from Penicillium brevicompactum, 960 nucleotides. RefSeq lists its product as uncharacterized. Bases 1 to 960 code for a protein of 319 amino acids. The transcript has a single exon. NCBI's taxonomy places the organism in Eukaryota, Fungi, Ascomycota, Eurotiomycetes, Eurotiales, Aspergillaceae. The record is from RefSeq and is a predicted model, not a curated record.
AUGGCCAAGUCAUGGUUCUCAUUCUCAUCGAGGGAGCGCAAGGAACGCAAAGCUGCGAAAUCUGCCAGCCCUCAAACACACGCAACACAAAUCACAGCAGAACCCGCGCCCCUGCGCCUACCAUCAGAUCGCCCACCACCAUACUCAGCGUGUCAAAAUGUUGAAAUUCCCACAAUUGAAAUCAGCGCCCCUGCAUCCGAAGACUCACAGUAUGCCUUCCUCCGCGACUUCGACACCGUAUUCCUGGUAGACGACAGCUCCAGCAUGCAAGGCAGUCGAUGGCGAGAAGCCGCAGAUGCCAUCGCCGCCAUCGCCCCAAUCUGCACCCAGUACGACAAAGACGGAAUCGACAUCUACUUCCUGAACCACCGACGCAGACCCUCAAACCGCAGAGAUAGCUACAACCGCCAAAACACGUGGCGGCAGCCGACUUACGAGCCCGGCGUGGACGGGUACCAGCAUAUUCAAACGGCGGAGCAAGUCCAAGCCAUAUUCGACUCGGUGCGACCGAGCGGAAGUACGUUGGUCGGAACGCGGCUCUCAAAUAUUCUAGAACCGUACCUGCAGCGCGUGGAAGCCAUGCAUGCAGCGAAGAAAGCACGCGGCUACGCUGAUCCAGAUGUGGAUGUCAAGCCGAUUAAUAUCAUCACCAUUACCGAUGGCGAAUUUACGGAUGAUGCGGAGGGGGUGAUUGUCAAAACGGCGCGGAAGCUAGAUGGACCUACCUGUGAUGCGAUUCCGUGGCAGGUUGGGAUUCAAUUUUUCCAAAUUGGGAACGAUGUCCGGGCGAGCAACUUCCUCAGACAAUUGGAUGAUGAUCUGAGGGGACCGGAUAUGCGUAUGAGGGAUAUUGUGGAUACUAUUCCGUGGAAGCAGAAUGGGGUGCCGUUGAACAGUGAGGGGAUUCUGAAGACGGUGCUUGGGGCUGUAAAUAAGAGGUUGGAUAGGCAGCAGGUCUAA